This is a messenger RNA of Schistocerca gregaria, 1609 nucleotides long. Its product is annotated as leucine-rich melanocyte differentiation-associated protein-like. NCBI's taxonomy places the organism in Eukaryota, Metazoa, Arthropoda, Insecta, Orthoptera, Acrididae. The coding region runs from base 350 to 997 and encodes 215 amino acids. The record is from RefSeq and is a predicted model, not a curated record. The transcript is spliced from 5 exons.
UCUGAGCGAAUUACACAUGAACGUCUGCUUUCCAUUGUUUUCAAAAAUGUUAUAUCUGAGUGAUUAAAUAGUAACAAAGUAUCAUACUGUAAAUUAAUAUUAUAGAAAAGCUUUUGCGCUAGAGGGGAACAUUCGAUACUGUACUAAUGAACUAAUUUAUAGGAAUGUGACAGACGGGGUCAAAACUGAGUGCCAAUGAAAACGAAUGCAUCAACUACGUCAACUGCACUGGACAACAAUUUUUUAAACAGGCUCACCACAUUUUCGUAGUUACCAAUUUGACGUAUCGUCGAAAACAAGUGACGUUUUUUUUUCAUAGAAUGGUGUGGCUCGGAGUUAAAAAUAAGAUAUGACAUCGUUAACAAGCCAUGUUUAUGUGGAUCAGCGAGAUAAUGCUGAUAUAACACCAUAUGAGAAUGAACGGUUGUCACUUGUUGAUGAAAACCUGUCACAUAUGCCUUAUAAUGUGGUUGACAGUUAUGGAAUACUUUUGAAGAUUCUUGAUCUUACUCGUAAUAAAUUCAAGAAUCUGGACUUCUUGUCAGAAUUUCCUAACCUUACCUCUUUGAUCUUGGACCGUAAUGAGCUGGAUUCAGAAACUAUACUUCCACAUCUGCCAAAUCUCCAGCUUCUUUGGCUGAAUUAUAAUAAGGUAGAUGAAUUAUUCCCAUUCAUACGAAAUCUACAGAGAAGCUGCCCUAAUCUGAGAUUUCUUAGUAUGAUGGGAAAUCCUGCUGCUCCAAGUUACUUGAAUGGUGGAACAGUGUAUGAACAUCUUCAAUACAGAUUGUUUGUAAUAUCCUGGUUUCCUCACCUGAUUCACAUGGAUGAUCGAUACGUGACGAUUCACGAAAAGAAGGAGGCGAACAGAUUAUUCUGUCGACCCUUUUUGGAACGUUUAGCAAUGCGUGGUGGAGUGUUUGAUACUAUCAGUUCAGUACUGCUAGCUAUAGAGAGGUACUUCCAUAGAGGCCACAACCGCAGCACUGUCAUUUGAAGUGUGUAUACCAGUAAGUGGGAACUGAAGAUGAUAACAAGUUUUAUUUCAUUUAGGGAAAACAUGAUUUGUGAUCCCUCGGUGCUUGUUUGCAGUCCAUUUUCUUUGUAAUGCUAUGCACAAGGCUGUAAAUAAUGAUUCAUUUCUGCAACAAAAGGAAUCUCAGUUGAUGUUUACUGUACUGACUUUAUGCCUAAAAAAAAAAACUAUAAGACUAUCCUUAAAAUCAAAUGACUGGAUAAAGAAUACAGUUGUUGCUCAAACUGACAGGCAUUAGCAGCAGUUCACAUGAUAUGUCUUUAUCUCCAAAUCUGAAUUGACUGUUCGUCUUUCCAUGUCUAGUUUUCAUUCCCAAAUGUUACCAAUAAACUGUAUGGAUAAAAACCUUUUGCUGUUAAAGAUUUUGCCAGCAGUUUGAAUUGAAGUGUGUAUUUCACUGUUAUCAUUCCGUGAAAAGAUUUGUUGUUACUGUUGUUGCACAGUGUAUUGUUGUUGCUCAAGUAAUUAUGUUAUAAGAGGAGGCAAUGAACCUUUUUAAUUUUUUUUACUAAAAUCUGUGUACACAAGCUUUUGAAAACAUUUUUUUAAUAAAAGGAAGAAAUUAAAGAUUAA